This is a messenger RNA of Hyaloscypha bicolor E, 1940 nucleotides long. RefSeq names its product carboxypeptidase-like protein S1. Lineage: Eukaryota; Fungi; Ascomycota; Leotiomycetes; Helotiales; Hyaloscyphaceae. The coding region runs from base 6 to 1553 and encodes 515 amino acids. The transcript is spliced from 7 exons. The record is from RefSeq and is a predicted model, not a curated record. Gene Ontology annotation, cellular component: fungal-type vacuole. Gene Ontology annotation, biological process: proteolysis. Gene Ontology annotation, molecular function: serine-type carboxypeptidase activity.
CCACUAUGAGAUUCAACGCGUUGGAGGUCACGGCCUGCAUUCUUGCCCAUAUAAGUAUGAUCUGCGGAGCACCUCAUAUCUCCGGAGAGGUUGGUUCGAGAUUGAGCCGGGGAAAAUCACUGGGUAAAAGGCACGGAGCUAAGCACACGAUUGUCAAGCACAAUGCUACAGGUUCAGAGUUCGACUUCGUCACAAAUUCUGGGAUCUGCGAAACCACUCCGGGAGUAAACCAGUACUCGGGUUACUUCUCUGUCGGAUCGAAUAUCAGCUACUUCUUCUGGUUUUUCGAAGCCCGACACAGUCCGGAACACGCUCCGCUCGUUGCAUGGUUCAAUGGUGGUCCAGGGUGCUCCUCCAUGAUGGGAUUGCUUCAGGCGAAUGGCCCUUGCCAAUUCUACAAUGGCUCGUCAACGCCCUCACCAAACCCCUACAGUUGGAACGAGUACGCGAACAUGCUUUACAUCGAUCAGCCUGCCGGUGUCGGAUUCUCUUACCAGUCAGACCAAACCAAUUCCUCUGUAACAUGCGACGACGAGGGCUACUGCAAACCAAGCGGGGUCAUCAAUACCACCGUCGAAGUCAACUCCACUGUAGCUGCUGCCCCUUUUGUCUGGAAAUUCGUUCAAGCUUUCUUCGCUCAGUUUCCUCAAUAUGAGAAUCGCGACUUCGGGAUUUUCACGGAGUCAUAUGGCGGUCAUUAUGGUCCAGGAUUCGCACAUUAUUUCGAACAGCAGAACGAAGAAAUUGCACGUGGCACUCUUGUUGGUCAAAAGGUCAACUUGGUGGCCCUGGGAAUCAAUAAUGGAUGGUACGAUGCCACAAUUCAAGAAAGACAGGGGGUUGAGUUCUACUUCAAGAACUCAUAUUACCCGCUCAUCAACGAGUCUAUAUAUAAAUCGAUGGUGGAGGGGUAUAAUGACCUUUGCCUUCCGGCUUUGAAGAAUUGCACCAGUGCUGCUGGAUCUGCCCUUGAUGAUGCUUGCAUGGAAGCCAACAUACAGUGCAAUAAAGGUGUUGACGACUUAGCUCUGGAUGCCAUAGACUCUUCAAUUUUCGCCUACGACAUCCGACAGAGCAGCAAAGACUCUACCAAGUUUACUCCACCUGCGACGUUUGCCAUAUGGCUCUCGGAACCCGCAAUUAUGGAAGCCAUUGGGGCAAAGGGUAGCUUCAUCUUGUGCUCUGACAGAGUUGAAGAACAAUUUAUAUCAACUGGAGAUGAUGCACGCUCUCUCCUCCCCGAGCUCUCAGAAGUGGUGAAGAGUGGCGUCAAUACACUCAUCUGGGCCGGUGAUGCCGACAUGGUGUGUGACUGGGUGGGAAACUUGGCCGUCGCGGAAGCAGUCGAGUACCCUGACAUCCACGUCUUCAAGUACAAGGAGGUGAAGAAUUACACCGUCAAUGGCGUUGUUUCUGGAACUUAUAAGACAGAAGGUCAGCUCAACUGGCUGCGAGUCUUUGAAUCUGGGCACUCCGUGUCUUAUUACCAGCCGGAAUUGGCGUUGCAAGUUUUCAAGCAGGUGAUGAAGGGGAGACCGAUUCAUUCGACUUAAUUCCUCCCGUUAUGGAUUUGAUGGUAGACUUUGGUGUGAGAAAUUUGCAAUACUAGGGAGCUUACAGGCAUCCAUAGACAGAGUUAGAUUCUCUUAGCAGCUGGCGAUGUGGUGACUGAAGACGUGAAAUAUGCCAACAAUGUACUUGCAAAGCUUGCUCUCAGGAUGAAGAAUUCAUUUGCUCUGUAGAAGGGAUCACCCACCAACACCGCCCAAACCCCCUUCCCGCCCACGCCUACCCCCCACCAAAAUUUUCUCGAUUUUUCAAAGUCUUUGGAAAAUUCUAAAAACUUUCCAAAUUAUAGAGAAUACUCGAAAUAUUGCGAGUAUCGUAUUAAUUUUUCGAACUUGUGGCGUUAAGGUCUCCAAAAUCCAAGUUGAGCGGGA